AAGGGGCCAGUACCUGGCCUGUGCAUAUAGGCAGGUACGCAUCAAAACCGUACGACGACCUACAUGUGCGACGAAUGUGACCGCGCCUUUAAGUACUUACCACAAGCUUAAGAAGUCAAGUCAAGAUGGACGAGAAGACUGGGAGUAUACUCGGGACCCUUCGGGACUACGGAGAGAACACCUCGGCGCACGGCAUCCCUCGGGCCGUCACCACCACCUCGGUCCCCCGCCGGCUGUUCUGGACCUGCCUGUUCCUCGCCUCCUUCAGCUACUUCUGUAGCCAGGCCUACGACCUGGUGAACAAGUACAUAGACUACCCCGUCACCACGGAUAUAAAGAUCCAGUGGUCCGAGCUGGAGUUUCCGGCUGUAACCGUCUGUAACGCCAACCCGCUUCGGUUCUCCAUGCUUCAGAGGCUCGGAGACGAGGCGGGCCUGGGUUUUCAGAACGCCGGGUUUAUUCCGAGACAAGCCCAAAACGCGCAGAGCAACAUUAACAGGGGCGAGAUGCCAAUUUUCAAUGGGAGACCAAACCAACAGGCGCAGGCGACAACGACACCAACAACAGCGGUGCCAACAACAACGACGGAAGAAACGACGACGCCUGGCUACAGUUCAACGGCAGAUUACGAAGACUACGACUACGACUAUGACGACCCUCACGAGGACUUCAGGACAGUCAACACUUUCGUGGGACUCAUCGCCAACCUCAACACCUCAACUCGCCAGGCCAUUGGUCACCAAGCACGUGACUUCAUCCAGGAAUGCCAGUUCAACGGGAAGGCGUGCUCACCGAAGAAUUUUUCGGUGUUUACGGACCCCACGUACGGAAACUGCUUCACCUUUAACAAGGCCAGCAGCAACGCAACUCCACACAGUGCCACAAGUGCCGGACCCUUAAAUGGCCUUUCCCUGAUCCUGUACAUAGAGCAGGAGGAGUAUAUCCCCUCCCUAACGGAGAAAGCCGGGGCGCGAGUAGUCGUGCACUCCCCCAGCAGGUGGCCGUUUCCGGAGUUCGAAGGGUUCGACGCGGCCCCGGGUUUUCUCACCUCGGCUGGACUCAGACUGACCUCCAUCACUCGUCUAGGUGAACGGUACAGCGAGUGCACAGACGGGGAAGGCUACGAGCUUCUGUACCCGGGGACUUAUACUCAAACUAACUGCCUGGUCACCUGCUACCAGGGGCACAUGGUCAGUGAGUGCGGCUGUGCGGAUCCCAGUCAGAAGGUUCCGGACAACACGACCAUCUGCGCCGUUACUUCCACCAACGUGGCGUGUAAGGAGAGAGUGACUCGGCAAAUCGCGACUGGCGUGCUGUCGUGUGCGUGUCCAGCAAGCUGCUCGGACAAGGUGUACGGAAAGGCGAUAGGACUAUCGGAGUGGCCUGCCGACUCCUAUUUGUCGAAGCUGCUGGGCAAGCUUGGGACCAAAAGAGCCGGACGCGGUCCGGGAGCAGCCGUUUUGGCAGAUACCGACCGGUUCAGGAGAAAUCUGUUAAAACUGAACAUCUACUAUGAAGCCCUGAACUAUGAACAAAUCAGCGAGUCUCCCGGAUAUGAGGUGGAGAAUUUACUGGGUGACCUGGGUGGUCAGCUGGGCCUGUGGGUCGGCAUGUCCCUCCUCUCAGCUAUGGAAGUAGUGGAGAUCUUCGCCGAUCUUUUCGCCAUUCUUUGCAAGAAGAUUUCCUCCAAGGAGAUGAAGAGUUCUAAUAAGAAGGUCGAGGUCGCUCCAAUCCACAAGAAAAGUGUCUUCGAAUUAGAAAACCCCGCCUUGACCGCCAACGGAAAAACGUAG
Messenger RNA from Branchiostoma belcheri (Belcher's lancelet), 1793 nucleotides. Its product is annotated as degenerin unc-8-like. Gene Ontology annotation, cellular component: membrane. Lineage: Eukaryota; Metazoa; Chordata; Leptocardii; Amphioxiformes; Branchiostomatidae. Gene Ontology annotation, molecular function: ligand-gated sodium channel activity. The record is from RefSeq and is a predicted model, not a curated record. Bases 126 to 1793 code for a protein of 555 amino acids. Gene Ontology annotation, biological process: sodium ion transmembrane transport. The transcript has 11 exons.